This is a messenger RNA of Alnus glutinosa, 2714 nucleotides long. RefSeq names its product QWRF motif-containing protein 2. Gene Ontology annotation, molecular function: microtubule binding. The coding region runs from base 374 to 2428 and encodes 684 amino acids. Gene Ontology annotation, cellular component: cytoplasm; centrosome; nuclear microtubule. The transcript has 6 exons. The record is from RefSeq and is a predicted model, not a curated record. Lineage: Eukaryota; Viridiplantae; Streptophyta; Magnoliopsida; Fagales; Betulaceae. Gene Ontology annotation, biological process: centrosome cycle; spindle assembly.
AUUAACGUAACGUCCCUCCAAAGAUUCACAGAGACCCGAACGCAAACCCAAAAAGCACAUACCUCCGACCACUCCCAAAUCUCACCCUGACCCUCACCUACUCUCUCUCUCUCUCUCUCAAAACCCAGAAGAUAUCACACACUGCUGCAGUGCUUCUGCUUCGCUUCUUCUUCUCGUUCCGGUGGUACCUCUCCAGAAAUGCUGAAUCCUUCACAAACCCAUUUCUCCAUUUGCGUUUCUUCCAAAAUUUCUUGAUCUCCAGCCAUGAGUGGGGUUUGGGUUUCGGGUUGAGACCAAAACCCUUUAUUUUGAGAGGCAAUGUGAGAGGGGGAGGGAGAGAGAGAGAGAGGAAAAUUCCCAGAAUAGUCCUAUAAUGGUGGCUGCUGUUACUGAAGCAGCUGCUUCCACAAACCCCAAGACCACUUCCCAACAACAACAACAACAACAAACCCAUCUCCAACGACCCCCUCUGCUACCGUCGGAGAAAGACAAUGGCCUUGGAAAUCAGCCCAGAAGACCCAGAGGCAGACAGGUCUCUUCCAGGUACAUGUCUCCCUCUACUUCUACUUCUACUUCUACUUCGACUUCCACAACCACAACCACAACCACAACCACUACUUCUUCUUCGUCUUCGAGUUCUAGGAGAUUCGCAUCUCCUUUGCUGUCUCGUUCCAACAAUUCCACACAUUUAUCGACCACAUUAGGCACUUCCACGGCCACAAAACGGUCCCAAUCGGUGGACCGGAGGCGACCCAUUACGCCUCGGCCGAUGACGGCGGUACCUGACUCGAAACACGCCAAUGGCACCGAAGUAUCGGCGGCUACGAAGCUCUUGGUCACUUCCACUCGGAGUUUAUCGGUGUCGUUUCAGGGAGAGGCGUUUUCGCUUCCGAUUAGCAAGACGAAGGCGCAAACGCCGAGCUUGAGCAAUGCGAGGAAGGGUACGCCGGAGCGGCGGAGGGGGACCCCAGUUAGAGUAGGAGAUCAGGCGGAGAAUUCUAGGCCAAUGGAGCAGCAUCGGUGGCCUGGUAGGACCCGGCAACUUAAUUCGACUAAUUCAGGUUCGGAUAAUCCGUUGUUGUCGAGGAGUUUGGAUUGUGGGAAUGGUGGUGCUGUUGAUAGGAAGAUAGUUGGAAUGGGAUCUGGGAAGCUUGUUCGAGCAUUGCAUAGUUCGAUGGUGAUUGGUGACGGUAGGAGGGCUUCGUUUGAUGGGAGGGUAAGCUUGGAUUUGGGCAAUGCUGCUGAGUUAUUGAAAGGUGGUCAGCAAAACCCAGAUGCCAAUUCAGUGAAUGAGUCUUCUGUGCCUUCUGAUCUCACUGCAUCUGAUACAGAUAGUGUGUCCUCUGGUAGCACUUCAGGAGUGCAAGAUUGUGGUGGGAUUAUUGCCAAGGGAAGAGGUGGGGGGCCUCGAGGGAUUGCUGUGUCUGCAAGGUUCUGGCAGGAGACGAAUAGUCGAUUGCGCCGCCUGCAGGAUCCAGGGUCGCCACUAUCCACGAGCCCCGGGUCGAGAAUGGCUGUGCCGGCAAAGCUUGUUCAGUCGAAAAAGUUUGUUAGUGAUGGCCCAUUGUCCUCUCCACGAACAAUGUCUUCACCUAUUAGGGGAGCCAUGCGGCCUGCAUCGCCAAGUAAGCUUUGGACAUCUUCAGCUUCGUCUCCUGCGAGAGGAACUUCUCCUUCGAGAGGGAUUUCUAGUCCUUCUCGGGUCAGGAAUUCUAUUUCUGGCUCAUUGAGUAGUAAUUCAAGUACGCCUUCGAUUCUCAGUUUCUCUGUUGAUAUUCGGAGAGGGAAGAUAGGGGAAGAUCGCAUUCUUGAUGCACACUUGUUGAGGCUUCUGUAUAACCGCUACCUGCAAUGGCGGUUUGUUAAUGCAAGGGCAGAUGUUACCUUCUUGGUGCAGACACUGAAUGCUGAGAAAAAUCUGUGGAAUGCAUGGGUAACAAUCUCAGAAUUACGGCACACUGUCACACUAAAAAGAAUCAAGUUGCUAUUGCUGAGGAAAAAAUUGAAGCUAACUUCCAUCCUCAGGGGACAAAUCAAUUAUUUGGAAGAAUGGGCCCUUUUGGAUAGAGACCACUCCAGUUCUUUGCAAGGAGCAACUGAAGCUUUGAAGGCCAGUACUCUUCGUCUUCCAGUUGUUGGCAAAGCAGUAGCUGAUAUUCAAAAUCUGAAAGAUGCUGUGGGUUCAGCAGUUGAUGUGAUGCAGGCAAUGGCAUCCUCAAUGUGCUCUCUUUUGUCCAAGGUGGAGGAAAUGAACUCCUUGGUGACUGAACUCAUGAAUGUGACCGCAAAAGAAAAGGUUUUGCUUGAACAAUCCAAAGAUUUUUUGUCCACUUUGGCAGCCAUGAAGGUCAAGGACUGUAGCUUGAGAACACAUUUAAUACAACUUAACCGUGUACCAACUACCAGCAGCCUGACAACACGAGUGUAGAACUGAUCAUAUCUGACCAUUCACUCUUGAUGCUAACAUUACACGCAACAACCUUUUCUUUUUCUACUGGGUGGAGGCGGCAUUGGCUUCUCAUUUGGCUUUUUUGUAACCUAGUUGGGUCUUCUUUGCCAUCUAUCUCUUUGUAUCUGAAGAUUACAGAAAAUUGAUUCCUACUAAUUAGCUGUGUACACAAUUACUCAUCUACCUUCAGCCAAAAGGAAAUGUAUAUGUAUAUAUAUGUAAUGUUCUUCUGAUCACUUUCAAUAGUCCAUCGCCAUUUUCUUCA